Tachysurus vachellii is the source of this 6186-nucleotide messenger RNA. RefSeq names its product ADAM metallopeptidase with thrombospondin type 1 motif, 17 (gene adamts17). The record is from RefSeq and is a predicted model, not a curated record. Gene Ontology annotation, biological process: extracellular matrix organization; proteolysis. Gene Ontology annotation, cellular component: extracellular matrix. Bases 40 to 3444 code for a protein of 1134 amino acids. The transcript has 24 exons. Lineage: Eukaryota; Metazoa; Chordata; Actinopteri; Siluriformes; Bagridae. Gene Ontology annotation, molecular function: metalloendopeptidase activity.
CCCACUUCUGCUCACUUUGCUCUCGCUUCUCCGGCAGUGAUGCGUAGCUACAGCGCUCCUCCGCUUCUGCUGCCCCUUUUCCUUCUUUCUGUUGGACUGAAGGCAACAGUAGCACGCUCUGUAGAGUACGAGACGGACCUUGUAGUGCCCUCUGAGCUGCAGCAGGAGCAGGUGGAGCUGAUUUGGGAAGCAUCCCGGUGGAGCAGAGGGCGCAGAAAGCGUUCUGAGGACCCGCAUGGCCACUUAUUUGUGUCGCUGCCUGCCUUCAGCCAAGAACUUUACCUGGAGCUUCAGAUGGACGAGGCGUUCCUUGCCAAGGACUUCAUGGUGGAAGAAAGGAGUCGAGGAGAAAGCGUCCAGCGUGAACCAGAUUUUAAAGGAAGGGUCUGUUUCUAUACCGGCACUGUCUUCAAUCACACUGACUCGUUUGCCUCUCUGGAUACUUGCGGUGGCCUGACUGGCCUGAUUCAAAUGGGAGAUGAGACACUGUUUAUCAAGCCCGUUCAUCAGGAACUCGAGUCUUUCUCAGGCGGAGAACACAAAGUCAUCAGACAAAAACGUUUUUCUGACAAAGCUUCCCAGUCCACAAACGGCAACCCAAAACACUGUCAAGUCAUCCAAGGGAAGCGAAAGGACCGGCGGUCUAAAAGCACAGAGGAUGCUCGUGGGAGGAGAAACGCUAUCCGGAUGAGCGGCGAAUACACUGUAGAGACGGUGGUGGUGGCCGACGCAGACAUGGUGCAGUACCACGGAGCCGAAGCAGCGCAACGCUUCCUGCUUACCGUCAUGAACAUGGUGUAUAACAUGUUCCAGCACCAGAGUCUGGGAGUGAAGCUAAACAUCCGAUUCACAAAACUGGUCCUCCUGCACUCCCGCCCAAAGAAGCUGAAGGUCAGCCAUCAUGGAGAGAAAACACUGGAGAGUUUCUGCCACUGGCAGCACGAAGAAUUUGGAAGGGCUCGAUAUUUAGGAAAUAACCAGGUCCCUGGCGGCAGAGACGAUCCACCACCCAUGGAUGUUGCAGUACUGGUCACAAGGACAGAUUUCUGUGUCCACAAAGAUGAGCCCUGUGACACUGUUGGUAUCGCUUAUUUAGGAGGCACCUGCAGCGCCAAGAGGAAGUGCGUAGUAGCCGAGGACAACGGCCUCAACCUGGCUUUCACCAUUGCCCAUGAACUCGGACACAGCAUAGGCAUGAGUCAUGACGAUGACCAUGCUGCUUGCACGGGACACUCACACAUCAUGUCCGGAGAGUGGGUCAAAGGUCGUAACCCUAGCGACCUAUCCUGGUCUACCUGCAGCCGUGACGACCUGGAAAACUUCCUCAGAUCAAAGGCCAGUUCCUGCCUGUUGCACACAGACCCACGGAGUCGGUACCUGGUGCGUCUUCCCGCGAAGCUUCCUGGCAUGCACUACAGCGCAGAUGAACAGUGCCAGAUUCUGUUUGGCACCAACGCAACCUUCUGCACCAACAUGGAGCACCUGAUGUGUGCAGGCCUGUGGUGUCUGGUGGAAGGAGAUACAUCCUGUAAGACCAAACUGGAUCCACCUCUGGACGGUACAGAGUGCGGCUCUGAUAAGUGGUGCAGAGCUGGUGAGUGUGUCAGUAAGACCCCGAUCCCUCAGCACGUGGAUGGAGACUGGAGUUCAUGGAGCCAGUGGAGCAUGUGCAGUCGGACUUGUGGUACCGGAGCUCGAUUCAGACAGAGGAAAUGCGAUAACCCUCCACCUGGUCCCGGAGGGAAACAGUGUCUGGGGGGCAGUGUGGAGCAUAAAGUGUGUGACGGUCCUCCAUGUGCCAAGGGUUCACCUACAUUCAGAGAUCAGCAGUGCCAGUCUCACGAGCGCCAAGUGGGCAAGAAGAAGAGCCAAUUGUGGACAGCUGUUGUAAAUGAUGAGAAGCCGUGUGCUCUUUACUGUACUCCGGUGGGCCGCGAUGCACCGAUGCUGAUGGCUGAGCGUGUGUUAGACGGGACUCCGUGUGGACCCUAUGAGAGUGACUUGUGUGUGCAUGGGAGGUGUCAGAAAAUCGGCUGUGACGGGAUCAUCGGGUCCUCAGGCAAAGAGGACCGCUGUGGAGUGUGUAAUGGAGAUGGCAAGUCCUGCAAAAUUAUCAAAGGAGAUUUCAAUCACAGCAGUGGCAUGGUCACCCCUAGCCAUUGUAAGAAGGUCUCUACGUGUGUGAUGUCAAAAUCCAGGGCUCUUCCCAAGUGUUUCUCAUGUUAUAUUGAGGCAGCUGUCAUUCCUGUAGGAGCGUGGCGAAUCAAAGUUGUGGAGGACCGUCCAUCACACAGCUUCCUCGCGUUGAAAGACUCAAGCAAGAGAUCCAUAAACAGCGACUGGAAAAUCGAGCUGCCAGGGGAGUUCGAGCUCGCCGGCACCACUGUUCGCUACGUUCGCAGAGGAUUAUGGGAAAAGAUGUCUGCCAAGGGACCCACUAAGACUCCUCUCCACCUCAUGGUACUACUGUUCCACGAUCAGACAUAUGGGAUCCACUACGAGUAUACAGUGUCUCUGAAUCAGUCUCAGGAGAGCAGUACAGAGCCAUCCAGAGAACCUGAGCACCUCUACCUGUGGACUCACAGCAGCUGGGAGGACUGCAGCAUGCACUGUGGAGGAGGGGAAAGAAAGACAGUGGUUUCCUGCAUGAGGAUGGUUAAUAAGUCCAUGACACUGGUGAAUGAGAGCUUCUGUCACCCAGAGAACCGCCCUGCACCCCAAGUCCGUCCAUGCAACUCUCAUCCGUGCCAAUACAGAUGGGUAGCAGGUGACUGGGGUGAUUGUUCAGUGACGUGUGAAAAAGGUGUACAGCAGCGUGAGGUUGGCUGUGUUUAUCAACUCCAGAACGGCUCGUUCCUCACGACACGAGAUCUGUACUGCCUCGGUGUAAAGCCGGAGAGCAUUCAACACUGCGAGGGACGCCACUGUCUCACUGCGUGGGAUGCCUCGGAGUGGAGCCAGUGUUCAUCUAAUUGUGGGCGGGGCAUCAGGAAAAGGACAGUGACAUGCACAAAUCCUCAGGGGCUUUGUGACCCUGCCACCCGUCCCACCCACCAGGAGCCAUGUGAGGAUUACUCAAAAUGCUAUGAGUGGAAGACAGGAGACUGGUCCAAGUGCUCAUCAUCCUGUGGACGAGGCCUUCAGUCUCGUGUGGUCCAGUGCAUGCAUAGAGUGACUGGUCGCCAUGGCAGUGACUGUCCCACAGUCUUAAAGCCACCAGCAUACAGGCAGUGUCAUCAGGGGGCAUGUAAUGACAGAAUUAAUGUCAACACCAUAACUUCACCAAGACUGGCGGCACUGACGUAUAAGUGUACAGGAGAUCAGUGGACGGUGUACUGUCGUGUCAUUCGGGAGAAGAACCUGUGCCAGGACAUGCGCUGGUACCAACGCUGCUGCCAAACUUGCAGAGACUUUUACGCCAGCACAAUGUCCCGCGAAAGUUAAUCAGCCUGGCACUUCUUCCCACGUAGCAGCUUAAUUUUUUUAUGUCCUCUUUUUGUACUGUCAUAAAUGACACUGUGUAUAUUGAUAUAAAGGAUUAUUAGAUUUUAAAGCAGAAACCAGUCAAAUGAUGCACAUGUCAGAUUUUUCAAAUUGGAUGUUGAAACUUUUAAGGUUUUGACAUGAAAAUGGUGCAAAAGGUCUAUGACUUUUUUUUAUUAUUAUAUUUGUCUUGCUGUAAACCAAAGUUGAGAAUAUUGGAGGCCAUUUGAGACUUCUUCAGCGAAGCAGCUUGGCUGUUGUACAGUGAGCUGAACAUUUAGGAAAUGAUUGGGCUUACAUUGCUUUCUAAAAGCCACUGGUUGGCCAGUAAUCCCAAAACUGAACAAUGGCACAUUUUUGUAAUUUUGAUAUACUAACCACAUAUUCAUUCUGUUAUCUUUUAUUUCUUCCAGAUUUCUUAGGUUCAUUAAGUGCUUUAUCAAGAUAAAAUGUUAAAAUAAUCAUGGUUUAUAGGGUCAUUUUCACCCUAUAAUCUAUGACACAAGGCAUGGUUGUCUUAAGUAGGAUCAUCUCUACAGGCUAAAUAGGUCAUAGUAAAAAGAGAGAGGACUUUACACCAACUAAAUGUAUGCCUAAGAGCAGUUAUCACUAGCCCUCCUUGUGAACAUCCAUGUGAAUCGAUAGUUAACAAAAUAGCUAGUGCUUCAUAAAAUAAGAAGUAGCAACAUCUAUAGACCCUAUGAAACGGUAAUACAGGAGACACCUGAGAUCUACACUUCAGAUAAUAAAAUCAUCAGGCCAAAUAUGCAAAAUUUUACUAAAUGUACUUUUUUAAACCAUUUUAUCAUGGUGAAAUUUGACCCGUGGUUUUACACGUCUCUGUAUUGUGAUUCACUAGAAACCAAGUGGGCGGAACAGAAAUGUCUUUGAUCUGAAAUAAAAAAGUGAGGACUUUCUUAUCUUUAGUUAGCAAAUCACAAUAUAAAUUCACUGAGAGAAAAACAAAACAAAACAAAAAAUAGUCUUCUCAUCCACCAGUAUACCUUUUUUGUGGUAAUUAUUUUUUUCCUGUCUGCUUGCAAGAAUUUUCUUAGAAAUGUUGCCACUUCUGCACAUAUACACACUACACACUACCCAAAGCUUGUCUGUUAAAUCCUGCAACCAAACUUGGACUGCAACAUUGCAUAUGCAACAACAGGAACACGAAAACAAGUGUUCAGAGUAGAGUAAUAGCAGGGACUUUAGUGGAGGUUAGACCUCAAGGUUUAUUGAAACAUCGCUAGGUUUUGACACGCAGGAUGUGUGUGAAAUGAACAUUAAUAUAGACUACAGGUUCCCUGUGUUCUCCAGGGAGUGGUGUUCUCCUGGACCAGGGUUGGGAGCCUGGGAUACACACAAUAUUCUCAGUUUCAGAAAACAUCAGCAUUAUAAGCUGCAGGAAAAACAGGAAACGAGCAAAUUUGCUAUUUGUUUGUUUGUUUUUAAGAAUUUGAGAAUUGUAUUGACACCAGAUAACACCUCCUUUCAUUGACAUUAUUUUUACUUUAUUGAGUUUCCCUAUUAUUGCACUGCAGAUACAAGGUUAAAGGUUAGUUUUAAAGAUCAAUGUUAAACGAGUAGGAGCAAUGUUCUAAUGACACGGCCAGUUCCUCUCCCUUAUUUUUCCAAUAAUAUAUACACAUAUUUUUUAUUUUUAGCAAAAUGUUUAAAACACACCAUCUGACUUCUGUCUUUCCUUGGCUACAGGAUCAACACAGAUAUAUUUAACUAUAUUCAUACUUAUUCUUCCAACUUAAUGAUUCGUCAUCCUAAAACAUUAACUUCAACAUAUUUUCCUUUUGUAUUUCAUUGUUUUUAGUAAGUACGUUCAAUGUUAGAUAUUUUUCAAUAAGAACAUUGCACAUUUGUUUACAUCUGUAAGAAAAGUGGAUGUUUAACUAGCAUACAGCUUUUCAUAUUUCCAGGAGUCAUGCUCAAAACAAGUUUUUCCUUUUCUUGUUGGGCACAAUUAUGAAACAACAAUGACCAGGUAUUUUAACUUUCAACAACUGCUGAUGACAUCGUCAGUAAAGUGUUUAGAACUGGUUAUAGCUCACAUGCAGGUUGCAUUAUUUUAGUGUAAAAUGUUACUUCCCAGGUUUUUACACUACACAAAAGUCCCUGUGUGUGUGUGUGUGUGUCUGUGUGUGUGUGUGUGUGUGUGUGUGUGUGUGUGUUAAAAUACCUUGGCCCCUGUUUUCUCAGGCAGUGCAGGGUUCAUUUGGUGCUAGACAAAUUUCACUGCUGUGGAAUUCAACAUUUUUUUUUGUCCUGUUUUUCUCAUGAUUGUUUUUAUGUAUUUUCUGACACAUAUGUUUUGUGAUGAUUAUUUAAUACUAAAAUGUAGCUACCUUACUAUUUCAGAGAUUUCAGCCCAGUGGUGCAAAUUGCUUCAUUUACUGCUAUGAUGCAGAUAUACGUACUGUAUAUAUUCCAGUACUGUAUGUCUUUAGUUGCACAUGAUGGUACAUUAUCUGCAUUUUUUGAUGGUGCUGAUUUGAUAACAACUGUUUAAAUGUCUAUACAAAAAUAAAUUAAUCUUAUAACACAUGAAAAUGUUUUACAUUUCAUAAAGCCAGUGCACAUUGAAUGAAUCCAUAUUCCCAUUUAUAAACAAUGAAAAGUUACUGUACGUUCCUGUUGUGUCUAUACAGUAUUUAAACUAAUUUCAAACAAAAUGUAACAGACAUUUAUUAAAAACAU